This is a messenger RNA of Rubroshorea leprosula, 2387 nucleotides long. NCBI's taxonomy places the organism in Eukaryota, Viridiplantae, Streptophyta, Magnoliopsida, Malvales, Dipterocarpaceae. The record is from the annotation of a GenBank genome assembly.
CUUUUUUUUUUUUUUCUCUUCUUGAGUAUAUCUAGAGCUGAAGAAAAAGUAAGUACAGAAGACAAGACAAGGGGCAACUGAUUAAAUGAAUAAGCAUGAGAAAAACAGAGAAGAAGAAGGCAGAGUUUGAAAUUUGGAGAGGGAGUGAGGAAGGGAAACAAAGAUGGAACUUGGAAAAGAAAAGGGGGUGGAGAAAGAAGCAGAGGAAGAAGAAUUCAUGGUGAAAAAGUUGAAACGCGGGAUACUGGUAGGGAAAAGAGCUGGUCCCUCUACUCCUUCACCAAUUUGGAGGCUUGAGUUUUCCUCUCAUAACUACCAAAACUGCAGAAACCCCAUCCAAGAAUUCCUCAACUUUCCCCCUACAACAGUUUCUGCAAGGAAACUCUGUGCCAAUCUUUGGGAGGUUCACCCUCUUUACCCACCUAGAUAUACGCAAAAGGGAGCUGCAAGGCUGCACCACCGCCUUAAAGACAAGGAUUUUGAUGUCGAUGAUGACCCUUCUAACAUCCCCCUUCAUCGGCCAGGAAGUGCAAGUAGCUUGAGGAGGCACAUUGCAGCGUCACUGAUGCAACACCGUCAAUCCUUUGAAAGAAAUGGCCGGCCUUUGUCUCCUGCAAGUUUUGGUAGCUCAAUGGAGCAGUUGGCACCUUAUAACCCUGCUGUCACGCCAUCUAGUUCUUUGGAUUUUAGAGGAAAAAUGGGUGAGUCAAGUUAUAGCUUCAAGACAUCUACACAGUUACUGAAGGUACUCAACCGAAUCUGGGCUCUUGAAGAACAGCAUGCAUCUAAUAUGUCAUCGUUAAAAGCUUUGAAGAUGGAGCUGGAUUGUUCCCGGGCAAGAAUUAAAGAGUUGCUGCAAGAGAAGCAGACGGACAAGCAAGAAAUGAAUGACUUGAUGAAGCAAGUCACAGAGGACAAACUGGUUAGGAAGAACAAGGAUCAAGACCGAAUCAAAGCUGCCAUUCAGUCAGUGAGAGAUGAGUUAAAAGAUGAGAGGAAGUUAAGGAAGCGCUCAGAAAGCCUACAUCGAAAGCUGACUCGAGAACUGUGUCAGGUAAAAUCUUCCUUUUCUAAUGCUUUGAAAGAGCUUGAAAGAGAGGAGAAAGCACGGGUUCUACUUGAGAAUUUGUGUGAUGAAUUUGCGAAGGGAAUAAAGGAUUAUGAACAAGAGAUUCGUUUCCUAAAUCACAAGCAUGAGAUGGAUCACAUAAAGGGAGACACAUCUGAGCGUUUAAUUCUUCAUAUUUCUGAGGCAUGGCUUGAUGAGCGGAUGCAAAUGAAGCUUGCAGAAGGUCAAGAUGAUUAUGCAGAGAGGAACACAAUAGUGGACAAGUUAAGUCUUGAUAUAGAAACAUUUCUUCAAGUUAAACGCUCCAAUGGAUCUAGGAGGGAUGUUAAGCUGCCCACUAAUGAACAUGGAGAAAACUGCUCACUCCGGUAUUCUUUGGAGUCCUUUCCACUGAAUGAAGCUGUAAGUGCACCUCAAGGUGCUGCUGACGAAGAAGAUUGUAGCUAUGGUGAUUCACAAUUUUAUGAACUAAACAAGAGUGCAAGCAGAAUAAAAAGAAAGGGCAGCUCUAAACAUUAUGGAGUUAGUGCUUUAGAAAGUCAUCAUGAAGAAGUGGUGAAUCCAAACUCCACAAAGAACAAGGUAGUGCCAAUGGGCACCAGUACCAGGGGUGGUAAAUUGCCUAUUGGACAAUAUCAAAUGAGAGAAGAUAAGCAUGCUGGGAGAAGAAAGUCUGACAUUCACAAGGCUACCCAAGAUGGUCUAUAUGACAGAAGAACUAAACAGAGUGGAAGCCUUGAAUCGAACUCAAGCAAUCUUCAUGGCAACUUAAUCAGAAAUAGUGCCUUGUCAUCAGGAGGUGUUCAGUCAUCAUUUGCAGGUCAUACUAAUCCAAUGCAACAAUGGGCAUCUAAUUUGACAACUUCAGAUUUUAGAGAACCUGAAUCUUCUCUGAAAUUGCCUCAGGGCAUUAAGGAGAAUACAUUGAGGGCAAAACUGCUGGAGGCAAGGUUGGAAGACCAGCAAUCUCGCUCAAAAGCUUCCAAAACCUCCGUUUAGGUUAAGGAGACUGUUAAACAUGCCAUGCUGAGACAUGAGAACUUUUGGUCUUACAAUUAUCCCAUUAAAACAGGAUGCUCUUGUACAUUAAUUUUGCUCAUAAUGGUGGAAUUAGAUAUUUGUAAAAUAAAGAUGCUUUUUUCUUUCACAUGGUUGCAUAUAUGGAUCAAUUAGAAAUCAGUGAUACAGGAUGAUCCCAUAACAUGCCAGGCUCCUCCGUUGUUUUCAUUUGCCUUGAACAUUUAAUCUUGUUAGCGGUUACCACAUCGAUCUAAAGAAGAAGAAGAUUACCUCCGAGCAAGAAAAGUAGAUGAUUACU